Messenger RNA from Anopheles marshallii, 666 nucleotides. Its product is annotated as glutathione S-transferase 1-like. The record is from RefSeq and is a predicted model, not a curated record. The transcript is spliced from 3 exons. The coding region runs from base 1 to 666 and encodes 221 amino acids. Gene Ontology annotation, biological process: glutathione metabolic process. Gene Ontology annotation, molecular function: glutathione transferase activity. NCBI's taxonomy places the organism in Eukaryota, Metazoa, Arthropoda, Insecta, Diptera, Culicidae.
AUGCCUAAACCUGUACUAUACACCGUCCAUCUUAGUCCACCGUGCCGGGCAGUGGAACUAACCGCAAAAGCGUUGGGCCUGGAGCUGGAACGCAAGAUGGUGAACCUGCUGGCUGGGGACAACUUGAAGCCGGAAUUCUUGAAGCUCAACCCAAAGCACACGAUUCCGGUGCUGGAUGAUAAUGGGACAAUCAUCAGCGAAAGUCAUGCCAUCAUGAUUUAUCUGGUGCAAAAGUUUGGCAAGGCUGAUGCGCUCUAUCCGUCCGACAUUGUUCAGCAAGCUCGGGUCCAUGAGGCACUCCAUUUCGAGUCGGGAGUGUUAUUUGCUCGGCUUCGCUUCAUUACGGAACUCGUCAUUUUCGCACGGAAAUCAGAAAUUCCCGACGAUCGUAUCGAGUACGUGAGGAAGGCGUACCGACUUCUGGAAGAUUCUUUGCGCGAUGACUUUGUAGCUGGGUCCCAAAUGACUAUUGCGGAUUUUAGCUGCAUUUCGACGGUUGCCUCUACGGUGGGUUUCAUUCCAUUAGACAGCACGGAAUUCCCGCGCACAACUGCCUGGAUGGAACGUAUGAAGCAACUUCCGUACUACGAGGAAGCAAAUGGUACCGGCGCGACCGAGUUGGGACAAUUCAUAGUGAACCAGUUGGCAGAGAACGCCAAAGCCUGA